Molecule: messenger RNA, 705 nt
Organism: Rasamsonia emersonii CBS 393.64
Lineage: Eukaryota; Fungi; Ascomycota; Eurotiomycetes; Eurotiales; Trichocomaceae
Product: Dihydrolipoamide dehydrogenase
Exons: 1
Molecular function (GO): oxidoreductase activity; flavin adenine dinucleotide binding
Source: RefSeq, a predicted model, not a curated record
ACGAGGAGCGUCGCGCCGUCGAGUGAGUCCCCAGACAAGAUCGACAUCGCCGUGCGGUUCAAGAACGGCGAUACCACGACAGUGACCGGCUGCACGCACAUCCUGUACGCCUCCGGGCGCGUGCCCAACACGGACAGGCUCAAUCUGGGCGCGGCGGGCGUCGAGACGGACAAGAAGGGCUACAUCGUGAUCAACGACUUCCUGCAGACGUCGGCGCCGCACAUCUAUGCGCUGGGCGACGUCAAGGGCGCGCCGGCGUUCACGCACAUCGCCUACGACGACUUCCGCAUCAUCCGGGCGAACCUGGUGGCUCCAGCGGCGCGACUCAUCCGGCUGUCGACGAAGGACCGUGUGGUGCCGUACGUCGUGUAUACCGAUCCACAGCUGGCGCACGUCGGCCUGCACGAGCAGGAAGCCCGCGAGAUGUUCCCAGACAAGCGCAUCAUGACGGCGCGCAUGCCCAUCAGCUACGUCGAGCGCGCGCUCGAGACGGACGAGCCGCGCGGCCUGAUGAAGGCCGUCGUCGACGGCGAGACGGGGCUGAUCCUGGGCUUCUCGUGCGUCGCCACCGAGGGCGGCGAGCUGAUGAGCCUGGUCGAGAUGGCGAUGAUCGGGGCGAUUCCCUACCGCAAGAUGCAGGAUGCUGUCUGGGCGCAUCCGACGUGGGCGGAGAGCCUGAACAUGCUGUGGAUGUAUUUGCAGUAG